AUGAUUACACAAAGGUAUAUAUAUAUUUUAUUCUUCCAAAUUUUUAUACUUUUAAUGUUUCCAUCAUUCUCAUUAGCCAUUGAUACACUCACAUCAUCUAACCCACUAACCAUAAACCAAACUCUGGUAUCUAACGGUGACGUUUAUGAGCUCGGUUUUAUCAAUCCAGCCAACGAUGGUAAUUUAUAUAUAGCUAUUUGGUACAAGAAUGUUGAACCGAAAGUAUACGUUUGGGUAGCUAAUAGAGACAACCCCAUUACUUCAUCAUCAUCAAAUAGUACAAUGUUAGCUAUAGGCGAUGACGGAAACGUAGUUAUACUAUCUAAUGAAACAGUAACCCCUGUUUGGUCAUCUAACCAAUCGGUUUCGGUUGUAAAUACAGUUGCACAACUUCUUGAUGAUGGUAAUUUUGUUUUACGACCCGAGAAUAAUGAGAGUUAUUUUAUUUGGCAAGGGUUUGAUUAUCCUACAGACACGCUUUUGCCUGGGAUGCAACUUGGUUGGACUCGUAAAGAUGGGGUGAACCGGUUUUUGCAAUCAUGGAAAUCAGAUAUUGACCCGGGUAGUGGUGAUUAUACAGUUAAGAUGAAUAUUGAUGGUUUCCCCGAGUUUUUUUUGUAUAAGGAGGAAAGGGAAGUAAUAUAUAGAAGUGGAUCGUGGAAUGGAAGAAGGUUUAGUGGAGGUGGAGCACCCCGGAUGGAAAACACCCCGGUGGAGUACGAGUUUGUUAACAACUUGGAUGAGAUUACAUAUACAUUUGUGUUGAAGGAUAGGUCGGUUUUUUCAAGAUUGUUUAUGGAGUCUUCAGGUAAGAUUAGACGUUUAACGUGGGUUGAAACAACUGGCACGUGGAGCGAAUACUGGUACGCUCCACGUGACAGAUGUGAUAAUUAUAGCGAAUGUGGGAAUUUUGGUAUAUGUGAUGCAAACUCUAUUUCUAAUUGUAAAUGUAUGAAAGGAUUCAGACCGAAAGACCAAAUAGCUUGGGAUCUACAAGAAGGGAAGGAUGGGUGUGUUCGGGCCACCAAGUUGGAUUGCUGGUCCGAUGGAUUUUUGGCUUUGAAUAACACAAAGUUGCCAGAGAGUAGCAAAGCGUUUGUUAAUAAGACAAUGAAUUUGGACGAGUGUCGUGAGAUGUGUAAAAGGAAUUGUUCUUGUACUGCUUAUGCUAAUAUGAAUAUUACUGGUAGUGGGUCGGGUUGUGUGAUUUGGGCUGUGGAUCUUUUGGACAUGAGACAGUAUGUUGAAUCUGAAGGAAGUGGACAAGAUCUUUACGUUAGAGUUGUAAAAUCUGAUGCCGGUCCACAUGAAAGAAGCCAAGAUUUCUUGAUGAAGGAAGGGAAUAUGUCAGUAAGCAAGAAGGAUUAUGCUGGUGAAACAACUCAAGAACUUGAAUUACGUUCCUUUAAAUUUACGACAUUAGCUAAAGCAACAAACUACUUCUCUGACACACAUAAACUCGGGAAAGGAGGGUUUGGAUGCGUUUAUAAGGGUAUUUUAAAGGAAGGCGAAGUUGUAGCUGUAAAAAGGCUCUCAAAAACUUCCGGCCAAGGAAUUGAAGAACUUAGAAACGAGGUCAUAUUAAUCGCAAAACUUCAACAUAGAAACCUCGUUCGAUUACUUGGUUGUUGUAUCGAGGUCAAAGAAAAGUUGUUGGUCUAUGAGUACAUGGAAAACAAAAGUCUCAAUGCGUUUCUUUUUGAUAAACAAAAAAGUGCACAACUGAAUUGGCAAAUACGAUUCAAUAUUAUAUGUGGGAUUGCUCGAGGGCUUCUUUAUCUUCAUCAAGAUUCGAGGCUUAGAAUCAUUCAUAGAGAUAUUAAAGCAAGUAAUAUUUUUCUUGAUAAGGAAAUGAACCCGAAAAUAUCUGAUUUUGGGAUGGCUCGAAUUUUUUGGGGAGAUCAAACUGCAACAAAAACAAAGAAAGUGGUCGGAACAUAUGGUUAUAUAGCACCAGAAUAUGCAAUGGAUGGCAUUUUAUCAACAAAGUCGGACGUUUUUAGUUUUGGGGUUUUGGUUCUCGAGAUAGUGACUGGUCAAAAGAACAGAGGGCUCUACUAUGCAAGUGACCAACAUAAUCUCUUCCAACGUACAUGGAGAUCAUGGAACGAAGGCCACCCUUUGGAAUUACUCGAUGCAUCCAUAAGGGCUGAAUUUUCACAAGUAUUAAGAUGCAUACAAAUAGGUUUGUUAUGUGUUCAAGAACACGCAGAAGAUAGACCAAGUAUGUCGAAAGUGAUGUUAAUGUUGAGCGGUAACACUGAAGCCAGCAUGCCACAACCGAAAUAUCCUGGCUCGCUAUCAUCUAGCAAACAAGAUGAAUCCUUGACCAUGAACGAGGUCACAAUUACUAUACUAGACGGCAGGUAG
Molecule: messenger RNA, 2370 nt
Organism: Erigeron canadensis
Lineage: Eukaryota; Viridiplantae; Streptophyta; Magnoliopsida; Asterales; Asteraceae
Product: receptor-like serine/threonine-protein kinase SD1-8
Exons: 8
Coding region: 1-2370 (789 amino acids)
Biological process (GO): protein phosphorylation; recognition of pollen
Molecular function (GO): protein serine/threonine kinase activity; ATP binding
Source: RefSeq, a predicted model, not a curated record